CUGCGCGGCGGCGGGAGCCGCCAUGUUGCGCUUUGCCACGGCGGUGUUACGGCGGGCAGCGAGCAGCGGGCAGGGCCAGGAACCGGGUAAGGUCCCAGGCUCGGAGCGGUUGGAUCCGUCGCUUCUGCGUUUCCUGGUGUGCCCGCUGUCUAAGCGGCCGCUGAGGUAUGACGAAGCUACCAACGAGCUCGUUAACGAGGAGCUGGGCAUUGCCUACCCCGUCAUCGACGGCAUCCCGAACAUGAUCCCAGAGGCGGCCAGGACGACCCAGAAGAAGCCCCCCGCCGAGGGUUCAGAGCAGCCCUGAGGGACCUACUAGCCACAGCAGUAAACUGGGAGCCAUGGCCGGAGGAGGCCUGCUCCCCUCCCUGCCCACACUGACCGUACUGGUUCCCCUCCUGUCCCUCGCGGGCUUGUUUUACUCAGCCAGCGUAGAUGAAACCUUCCCCCAGGGCUGCACCAGCACAAACAGCUUAUGUUUCUACAGUCUCCUCCUUCCUGUUACAAUACCUGUAUAUGUGUUCUUCCAUCUGUGGACCUGGAUGGGGAUUAAGCUUUUUAGGCACAACUAGUGCGAUGCGUUUGCCAGCUCCUGGGCUUCUCUAAAGCAACACCGUUUAUUUAAUCUCAUCAGGUACGCCGUUGAUUUGGGGAGUUCCCUUCUGGCACUACUGACUCUCAUCAUUUUUUCUAGUGGUACCUGGAACCGUGUAAAGUUCUCUGCAGCAGCCUAUUACUUAAUUACUGCUAAGGCAGAUAAUAAAGUAAUUCAUUCUAGUGUAUCCCUUCAAGAGUGGUGUGUGUUUGUAGUGGCACUAAGAAAAAUCUUCUAGGUGGUGAUUGUUUUUAUGAGGAAGAACUGUACCCUGACUGAAAUAAAUGAUCUCAAAUAAUAAGCAAUGAUAA
This is a messenger RNA of Calidris pugnax (ruff), 906 nucleotides long. Its product is annotated as phosphatidylinositol N-acetylglucosaminyltransferase subunit Y. NCBI's taxonomy places the organism in Eukaryota, Metazoa, Chordata, Aves, Charadriiformes, Scolopacidae. The record is from RefSeq and is a predicted model, not a curated record. The transcript has 2 exons. The coding region runs from base 23 to 307 and encodes 94 amino acids.